AUUGAAGUAUUUUUUAUUAAAUCAGUAUAUGCAAUUGUGUGUUAGAUAUAUAGUAAUCAUAAAUAGUAAUUAGUGUUUCUAAUUAUCAAGCUUGCAUGGGAUUGAACCUAUAGCCUUUACAAAAACAGGUCAUGAGGCACUCCACCCUGCAGCGAUCUGUAGUUUCUUAUUAGGACUUGUGAUAUGAUUCAAUUUAACUAUUAGCUCAGGCGCAUGAAAAAGUAUUUGUGGAUAUUUUCAUCAUAUAUAUGAUUAAUAACUAUUUUCACUGUCAAUGCUGAUAUUUAGUUGCUGACUUGAAGUGACCAUGGGAAACGAGCAUUCAACACAGAAUAAACCUCAGAAGGCAAAUGCUGAGAAGAAAGCCCAAAAUGGAGAGCUGAAUGGACAUGCAGUACCAGCUGCAGAUGAAACUGAACCUGAGACAAGCAAAAAAGAAGCAGUGGAGCAAAAGAGUGAAACCCUGCCAGCGCCUGUCACAAAUGAACCAAAACCAUCAGAAAAAGAGGAGGUAGACAGCAGUAAAGCCAACGGAACCGCACAUGUGGAUGCGACCCCUGAGCAAAAUACGACAGUUGCAACAGAAGCAGAGCCACCCAAAAAAGCCCCAAAGCCCAGUGGAGAUGAGGUGUCCAACUUCCUUGGUAAAAUGUUCAAAAAGAAGAGCGAACCUGUGAAACCUGCAGCAGAAAACAACGAUUCAGUUGAUGCACCGGCCAAAGCGGUGGAUCUCAAAAUCAACAUGCAGACUGAUCCAGUGGACAUAAAGAGCAGCGCAGAGCCAGAGCCGGAGCCGGAGGCUGAAGCUCUCGAACCCAGUCCUGUGGAAGCCGCAGAAGAAAACAAACCAUCAGAGGAGGCCAAAGCAGCAGAAAAGACAGUUAUGAACUUUUUCAAAACAUUUGUGACUCCGACCAAAACAAGCAAAGAAGCCAAAGCCACUCCAGAUGCUUCAAAAGAGCAGUCACAGAAAGAGACCCCGCCAGCACCAUCAACAAAUGAAGCACCCAAGGCACCUCCUCCUCCCCCAGCACCACCUAAGAUGGAAAGCAAAGCAGAGCCGGCGGUGAAGAAAGAGGAAACAUCUGCAACAAAAGCAGCAACAGCAGCUGCAACAAAAGCAGAGGGAUCUGCCAAGAGCAAAACUAAAGACAGUGCAUUAAGCAAACUCUUCCGUUCAAAGGUGUUGCUAGGCAAGGUGGUGUCAAAAGUUCAGGCGGCGACAAGCAGUGGAGCCAGAGCUAAGACAUCAGGAGUGCCUGUUGUGGUGGAAGAGAAAAAGCCGGUUGAGGUGCAGGUCGACGCGUCUAAGACCAGCACUCUUGAGGCCGCAGCCAAACCUGAAGAACCUCCAGCACCAAAAACAGAGGAGAAGAAAAUUGAGAAGAAAUCCACUUUUGGAAAAAUGUUCAAACCCAAGGUUCUGCUCGGCCAGGUGAGCAGCAGGAUCCAGGCCGCGGCGUCCAGCGCUGCCGCCAGCAUCUCCCUCAUGUCUGCUGCAGCGGCACCAGAGCCCAAGAAGGAGACUCCAGCUGCUCUUCCCGUGGCAGAAGCUGCUCCACCCGCAAAGGCCAAAGAGGAGCCGAGACCCACCACUCCUGUAACGCAAGGGGCCCUGGACAACAAAUCAGCCGACAGCACAGAGAACGCCUCCCCCAACAUGCCCCGCAAGCUGGAGAAGAGGAACUCCCUCCAGCUGUUCUUCAAAAACCUGGGCCAAAAACGCCAUUCUGAUGCUGGAGUGCAAACGGACCCUGUGGCACCCGAGAAGGCCAAAUAAAACCCUGCCUUUGUUUUGAUCACUCAUCUGUGCCAAAACCAUUGGCAGCCAUGCACAUAAGAACAUAUUUACCAAAGUUGGGAGGUAUUAUGCUGAUUUGCAAGGCCCAAGUUUGAAGUAACUAUGAAAUUAUAAUCUGAAUCUCCAUGCAUUUAGUGAGAGCAGAAGUAAGUGUAAUGAUCACCCUGUAAAGCAAGUGCUACAUGUGUUUAUGACCAGAGGGAGGUGUUGUUUUUCACAGAGAAAUGAGUUGCAUGGUGUGGCAUGAGAUGGAAAAGUGAAAGUGAAAAUGUAAUCCUGCAUUGAAGAUAAACUCCCUUUUUUAUGUGCAUGUUAAAAUGUAAAAUAUGUUAACUAUACUAACACUACUCAUUUUGCAUCAUGCAAUAAAAGCCGUUGCAUUAAGAUGCCUUUUCAACGGGAUAAAGCAAACAUCAUGUGCGUUUGCAUGUGAAAAGAAUCUAUUUAUUUAAUCAUACACUAUCUGAUUGUGAAAAAACUGACCCGUCAUCUGCUGAUUUCAAUCACUGAAACCCACAAAGCCAAUUUGAAUUCCACUUGAAUUCCAUGCAAAACUUCUGCAUCACUUUAAUAAAUCCAUAGAAAUCACAAGUAUUUAUUUAACAUAAUGUCAAUCAAAUUGAGCACUAUAUAUUAUUAUUCCAAUUUAUUUGGUUAUUUAAGCUCAGCCCAGUUUCUAUAUAAAAUAAUAAUAAUAAUUGUUUUCAUUUCUAAGAUUGUUUAUUAAACAUAACUUACUAACUAAACCACUUUACAAUUAUUGUCUUUUAUUUGCUUGGCCAUCCAGUUCUGACCAGAGUAGACUAAAAAGAAAUUAAGCUAGUAAAAGAUUUUAUUUUAUUUCUUAUUUUCUGAAAAUCUUAGUUUUUAUUAGAACAGUAUGAAAUAAAUAUGUGGUAUACAGUUAUGCAAUAUACAAUGUACAUUCAACUCAGCUGCAAUCGCAUGUGUUUUAGGAUUUUCUUCCUAAUUAUCUCUACAUUUGUAAAGAGUAGAUGGGCCUAAUUCAGAAUUUAGACUAUAUCCAUGAAUCGUAGACUUUCUGUAUCUCUUUUGUUGCAUUUUUUGUCUAUUUAACCAAUUUAUAAAAAUAAACAAAUUAUU
This is a messenger RNA of Carassius carassius (crucian carp), 2905 nucleotides long. Its product is annotated as neurofilament heavy polypeptide-like. The transcript has 13 exons. The record is from RefSeq and is a predicted model, not a curated record. Gene Ontology annotation, biological process: myelination. NCBI's taxonomy places the organism in Eukaryota, Metazoa, Chordata, Actinopteri, Cypriniformes, Cyprinidae. The coding region runs from base 308 to 1780 and encodes 490 amino acids.